Molecule: messenger RNA, 2318 nt
Organism: Drosophila ficusphila
Lineage: Eukaryota; Metazoa; Arthropoda; Insecta; Diptera; Drosophilidae
Exons: 5
Coding region: 465-2093 (542 amino acids)
Source: RefSeq, a predicted model, not a curated record
UCCGGAUUGACAGUUACUUUUCUGCGCAGCUUGUAACACUCCGUGUUUGGGAAUUGUUUUUUAUUUAUGUAGUUUAAGUUUGCUGAACGUACAAUAUGCAUUCUUAGCAUACGGAACACUUGGUAAUGCAGAGAUCCGGAGAUCGCAUCCUCCGGUUUUUUCGGCAGGUUUUAAAAAAGCCCUGACGCGCUCCCCCGAACGGCUGGACAAGAUCACGCUGCUGCAGCCCAACUGUCGAGGAGAUCCUCGCGUCAUUUACCUGAUGCCCCAGAUUUCGGCAAACGCAAGCGAAAUCCGCGUGGCCCUAAUGCAACGAGUUUUUGGAUAAACGCUCACGCUGAAGCAAUCCCUGGGGAACUAGAAUCAAAAUUUGGUUCGUGAUACUUUCGCAUUCUGCCGGAGGACUGAACCUGUUUUCGUACAAACUGAUUUCUCCGGCUUUUCAGCGACCAGGAACCGCCUUCAUGGUGCCUUGGUUGCCAUGGGCAAAGAGGCGGGCCGCGGGCAGAAAAAAGUUUCCAGUUAUAAUUUUAACAACGUUCAAUCUGCCCAUGUUCCGAACGAUUCUUCGUCCAAGCAUGAAGCGGUUGUCCCGGCGGCCAGUUUCCGACGAGCAGAAGGCUCAGGCGCAGGCGCAAGCUCAAAUACGGACACAACACCAAAAUCAAAACCAAGACCAAGACGCGGUAGAAAUAUAUCUGUCAGUGGCCACCAUCUCGUCGCUGACACAAUCACAGCUGCAAGCACAACCACAUUUACGGCCAGACUCUCCGCCGCAAGAUCAGCAGGCGGACAGCGAGCAAAACAAGGAGGAGGCGCCAGGGGCAAUCGAAACUGGUGCCCAAGGCGACAACGAACAGUCGGACAAUGAGGUGGGGCCCGCUUCCUCAACGACACCCAUCGAUGCCAGCAGGGGCCAGCCCGAUGGUGGUAAUCCUGCACAGCUAAAGGCGCUGGCCGGUCGCCAACAGAUCGCCAGGCUACUCACCCGUUUCGGCGACUGCGCAGAGGGCGUUGGUGAGGCCAAUCAGAUCAUAAUGGAGCUGCUCGGCAGCAGCGACGGUGCCUCAGUGCCUUUGCCACCGCCCUCGGCCAUAGAGCGCGUUUCCGAGCAGCUGCUGCGAGUUCUACGGGAGCAGACUCUGAUUGAUGCGGGUAUCGUCACCGGCAACGAGCGGUAUCGUUGUUUCAAGUCCGUGCUUCAGAACUACGCGAAGAUCUAUGCGGCUCGCCGCUUCAUGGAGCAAAUGCCGCAACUGGGUCAGCUUGGCCGCGAUGCAGACGUAGAGCAGGAGCUGUUCGCUCGCGUUGUAGCCGAAGAAUUGCUUCAGAUACCGGAGCUGCUGCGCCAGCUCUGGGUGUCGCUGGAGAAAAUGGAAUUCUUCAACGAGGACACCGCCUUUAAGGCGUACUUGGAAGCUCGGCGCCAUCCACAUGCCCGCAUUCUUUGCGAGCUCAUGCUUACCCGCAUAUCUCGCGUUUUUCUGUGCAUUGUCUGCUCCACAUUCUUUCUGGAGUUUACCGAACACGAGCUUAGGCACAUCCUUCGAAACUGUUACCUUAGUGUCAACUCGGAGAUAGAGAUAUUUUUGUCUGUGGUGCUCUGGCUAGAGCACAACUGGUUCGAGCGAGGCAACUGCGCCGAACGCAUCCUGUCCGAGGUGCGCUUUGCCCUGAUGCCCACCUGGUACCUGUGCACCUUGGAGAGGGCCAACUGCUGCCGGCACUUUGCCCGGGUGAUUCACACCCCAGGAGUUCAGCGCAUGAUUGAGCAGGGCCGUGAGGAGGCCGUGACCCUGAAGAGAAAACCACGCCCAUGCAGCGUCGCUGGAGGACCAACUACUGGCCAACAGCGACAGCUAGAUCAGCCCCAGAAGGAGGCACGCUUGGCACGUGACUGGAUUGCAGACACUGAGUGCCGCUACCACCAUAAACGCCACUGCGAGCGCUUCGUUUACCCCACCUACGACGCGUUCAAGGAGUAUCUGUCCCGGAUCAUCUGCUGCGCACCCAAUUACUGGCGCACAUUUCGGCCCGCAAAGGAGGUUUACCGCAGCGACUUCCGAUGUUGCCUGCUUCCACACUUUAACUAGGUCCUGCCCCUUUUUCAGUCGCUGUUACUGUUCCGCCAUCUUCCCGCUAUGCGGGUUAACUUUUUAUGUGCGAGGAUCUACUUCGGAGCGUGCGCGAGUCUGUCCGUUACCGUGCCCCAUGUUGACUGUCCUUUUAACACCCCGAAUUCUAAUUCCCCGGCAAGGCCAAAGGCUACAAAUGUCUCGGUGGCCUAGCCGAAAAUAUAAGCAUUUCUUACAAUUUAA